Linderina pennispora is the source of this 435-nucleotide messenger RNA. Its product is annotated as histidine phosphotransferase. Gene Ontology annotation, biological process: phosphorelay signal transduction system; phosphorylation. Gene Ontology annotation, cellular component: nucleus; cytoplasm. Lineage: Eukaryota; Fungi; Kickxellomycota; Kickxellomycetes; Kickxellales; Kickxellaceae. The record is from RefSeq and is a predicted model, not a curated record. Gene Ontology annotation, molecular function: histidine phosphotransfer kinase activity; protein histidine kinase binding. The transcript has a single exon. The coding region runs from base 1 to 435 and encodes 144 amino acids.
AUGACCAAUGUAAAUAGCGACAUAGCAGACGACGAGCUCGGCGGCAACAUCCUGGACCUGGACGUGUUUGACCAGCUGCUGGCAAUGGACGGCGAGGACGACGAGUUCAGCCAGCAGCUGGUGUACAACUACUUCGAGCAAGCCGAGACGACAUUCACAAGCAUGGACAAGGCGAUAAAGGCACGAGACUUGGUGCGGCUCUCAGAGCUGGGCCACUUUUUGAAGGGCAGCUCGGCGUCGAUAGGCGUAAAGCGCGUGCGCGACUGCUGUGAGCACAUUCAGCAGCUGGGCAGGCUGCGCGGCAGCGACGGCCAAGGCCAGGUGGAUGAGGAUACGGCGCUAAGGGAAAUCGGCGCUGAGCUGGUGGAGGGCCGGAGCGAGUAUCGCAAGGCCAGGGAGUUUCUGCGCUUCUUCUAUGAGCAGGAGAACGAGUGA